This is a messenger RNA of Gryllus bimaculatus (two-spotted cricket), 1506 nucleotides long. The record is from the annotation of a GenBank genome assembly. Lineage: Eukaryota; Metazoa; Arthropoda; Insecta; Orthoptera; Gryllidae.
AUGUUCCAGAAAUUGGUGGAUUGGAAUAAACCUAUGCUUAAGCAAGUGGGAAAACUUGGUGCCCGCUACAGUGAAUGGGUGCAGUCUCCAGUUGACAGAAAAUUGCGCCUUUUUGAAUCAGACUUUGUUGAAAAAAUGACAGUAACACCAUGGUACCUUAUUCCAAUUAUCUGGAUACCUCUGGAUGUGCUAUUACUGUACAAAGGUUAUUCAGAUACUAAGCAGUAUUUUGAAGAUACAUACUUACCACCGUGGGUAUUGUUUUGCUUUGCAAGUGGUUUUCUAGUAUGGACAUUACUUGAAUACUCAAUUCAUAGAUGGUUGUUUCACUUACACCCACCUGAUACAUCACCAAGACUUAUAACAUUUCAUUUUCUCAUGCAUGGAUUACAUCACAAGGUUCCAUUUGAUGAAAGCCGGCUUCUCAUCCCUCCAGCCCCUGCAGCAAUUGUUGUGGUAAUAUUAUACUGUCUAUUUUAUUCGAUACUUCCGUUAUGGAUGAUGCAUUACUUUGUAGCUGGAAUUUUGGCAGGUUAUGUGGUAUAUGACUUGACCCACUUCUACUUGCAUUAUGGCUCACCUCGACCCAACACUUUCUUUUAUCAUAUGAAACGCUAUCAUAAUCACCAUCAUUUUACAGAGCCCGACAAUGGCUAUGGGAUAAGCUGUGACAUAUGGGACAGAGUAUUCAGAACCCAAAUAUAUCUCAAGAAACUAAAAUUUUCCUUAAGGUGGUGAAAAAUAAGUCUGGUAUAUUUGUGUGAUUAUUUGAUAUUGAUGUCUUUGAAGCCUUAACUUGCCAUUUUGAAUGAGGUUCAUGGACAAAACCUUGCUGUUUCAUGUCCAAUACAUUUUCAUAUUUAUAGUCUACAUCAACAAAUAAAAAAAAUGUACAAUUACCCAGUAAAGUUGCUGUCAUUGAGCCUAAUAUUGUGAUACUUUAAGGGAAAAUAUUUAAAGCCAAAAGAAUUCAUAUUAUUAAUGUUGAAAAAUUACUAAACUCAAGAUUUCGGAAGAGUCUUUCUUAUACAUGUUGGACUGUAAAAAGGAUGUAAAAAAAUGUUAAUUUAUUUUUGAUUAAUAAUAUAUCAACAUAUUUUCUAUCCAUUUUUGUAAGUGUGUUUGAAGCACUCUUGCACAAAAACAUAUCUUUAUGUACUUAGAAAGAAACUUGCAUUUGUCAGUGCAUGCCAUACACUGUACCUAUUAUACAAAAAUAAUACAAACAUAUUUUUGAAAGAUAAUAAAGUAUUAUAUUUUUAAUUAACAGUAUUAAAGCAGGUAAUGAUUAAAUUCAGAAAACUGAAUUCUCAAAUCAGUAUUCUGGUGGUGCAGUGUCAUAGGAUUCUUAGCUGUGAGACAUUUAUGCUGUCUUGUAAAAAGUUGUUUCUUUUUUGUAAUAAGUGUGUAUUUUGAAAAAAAAACCAUGACAUUAUGAGUGUGUGUGUGUUUUUUUAAGUCUGAUGAAUAUAAUGACUAAUAAAAGUUGAUAUAAAAUAAUAACAA